GCGCCCAGGUGAGCUGCGCCGGGUUCCGGAACCUCCUGAACUCCCGGCUGGCCAGCGCGCUGAGUCCGACGGAAGGGCGUUACUGUCGGGCUGGGACGGAGGGCAUGUGGACCCCUCCGGGCUGAGGACUGGGAUGCUCUUGUGGCUGACAGCUAUGGAGUUGAAGGUGUGGGUGGAUGGCAUCCAGCGUGUGGUGUGCGGGGUCUCAGAGCAAACCACCUGCCAAGAAGUGGUCAUUGCGCUAGCUCAAGCAAUAGGCCAGACAGGCCGCUUUGUGCUUGUGCAGCGUCUUAGAGAGAAGGAGCGGCAGCUGCUGCCACAGGAGUGUCCAGUGGGUGCCCAGGCCACCUGCGGACAGUUUGCCAGUGACGUGCAGUUUGUCUUGAGGCGCACAGGGCCUAGUCUGGCUGGGAGACCCUCUUCAGACAGCUGCCCACCCCCAGAGCGCUGUCCAGUUCGUGCCAGCCUCCCCUCGAAGCCACGGGCAGCAUCAGGCCAUGAGUCCCGCAAAGCACUGACCUGUGGACCAAGGUGUCCCAAGUUGGCACCUGCCCCCUCCUCCCCAGAACUUGUGGCCCCUGUAAUGCCCAGACCAAGCUUCGGGACAGAUCUGCAGGGCCUGGAGCUCAGGGUACAGAGGAACUCAGAGGAGCUCAGCCACGAGGCCUUCUGGGAACAGGAGCUGCGUCGGGAGCAGGCUCGAGAGCAAGAGGGGCAGGCUCGUCUGCAGGCACUGAGUGCUGCCACUGCAGAGCAUGCUGCCCGGCUACAGGCCCUGGACACCCAGGCCCGCACCCUGGAGGCCAAGCUGCGGCUGGCUGCAGAGGCCCCUGGACCCCCCUCACCCACGGCAUCUGCUGCCGAGCACCUGCGCCAGGACCUAGCCCUCCAGGAGCAGCAUAGUGCAGAAGUACAGGGCAGCCUGGCCCUGGUGAGCCGGGCACUGGAGGCUGCAGAACGGGCCCUGCAGGCCCAGGCUCAGGAGCUCGAGGAGCUGAACAGGGAGCUCCGCCAGUGCAACCUGCAGCAGUUCAUCCAGCAGACAGGGGCUGCACUGCCAUCACCCCCACGGCCAGACAGGGCCCCCCUACAGGACCUUCUGCCUCCUUUGAGAGAGGAGUCCCUCCCAAGACCUCCCCUCAGUCCUGUCCUUGUGUCUAGCCUGAGCCCUGAUGGUAUGUCUGCCUCAUCCCCACUCCCUCCUCUGGCCUCAGCCUCCUCAGCCUAUGUCCCUCCCACAGUUGCCCCCAUGAGGCAGAACUUCUGGAGGUAGCAGCUCCUGCCCCAAAGUGAUGUUCAUUGGCACUCCAGCCCAAGGCUCUAGUGACAGACUAGUGAGGACAGCUGAGACAAGCCAACCUGGACCCUAGAAGGAGAGUCAGCAGUCACAGAGGCUUCUGCCCAUGCAGGGGCUGAAGGGUGCUGGAAGGGUCACCCUGGCCCUUGCCAAGUUUGCCAAGCCCUCUGAAGAGGCAUGAGAUACAGCCCACUCAGAACUUGCCAGGCCCCAAAGGCCACAAUUCCUUUUUGGUGAUGGGAGGUUCACGGACCGUGUGUUCCACCCGGGAUAUGUGCUUGCCUGCGGGAGGUGUCUUUCCCUGUAUGGACGUGUACACAGAAGAACAUGUAUGCCACCUUCCCUACCACAACAUUGAAACCUCAAUAAACUGCCCUAAA
This is a messenger RNA of Nycticebus coucang (slow loris), 1677 nucleotides long. It is a transcript of the gene RASSF7, whose product is annotated as Ras association domain family member 7. The transcript has 5 exons. The coding region runs from base 134 to 1273 and encodes 379 amino acids. Lineage: Eukaryota; Metazoa; Chordata; Mammalia; Primates; Lorisidae. Gene Ontology annotation, biological process: signal transduction. The record is from RefSeq and is a predicted model, not a curated record.